Messenger RNA from Stegostoma tigrinum, 7165 nucleotides. It is a transcript of the gene plag1, whose product is annotated as pleiomorphic adenoma gene 1. NCBI's taxonomy places the organism in Eukaryota, Metazoa, Chordata, Chondrichthyes, Orectolobiformes, Stegostomatidae. Bases 618 to 2120 code for a protein of 500 amino acids. Gene Ontology annotation, molecular function: DNA-binding transcription activator activity, RNA polymerase II-specific. The record is from RefSeq and is a predicted model, not a curated record. The transcript is spliced from 6 exons.
GCGCAGCGCGUAUACAAUGGCCGCUGGAAAGAGGCUAAAGCAAACAAUUUUUAGGCCUGCGGUGAAACAAAAAUAUGAGAAAAAUUUUUUUAAAAAAUCGAAUAAUUGUUUAAAGCCGGAAAAAAAUGCGGUAAAGUGAUGUUGAAAGUCCCGUGGUUCUGAUCCAAGUGGAUUGGAGGAGCACAAAUUGAAAGGCCAGUUGAUUAGAGUUCAAGAACGACACAUUCCUGUGAAAAUGAAGAAUAAGGAUGGCAUGAUUCAGGAACCUUGAAUGACAAGAAAUUGAGAGUUUAGUCACACAGAAAAAUACAGGUGUAUGUAAGGUUUAAGGAUUGGAAGACCACAAGAAGAAUAUAAAGAAAGUUCUAGAUUCAUGAUUUGCAGAAACCUUGGGCAAAGAGCGACUGCACAAAACAAAGUGAGCCUGAAACAGAGUUCCACUAUGGAAAGUGGAAUUUUCGUCAUGUGUCGUACUAGGAAGAAAAUCAUUUUGAACAGGUUCUAAGUGCCAAAUGUGUUGAACACAUGAAACAUCAGAAAGAAGAAAAAGAAGUCCAUUUACAUCAGUACAACUGGGCCAAACUCUUGUCCAGAGAUCAGGCAUUCUGUAGACUGCAAUGGCUACUGUCAUCCCUGGUGAUCUUUUAGAAGUAAAGGAUACUCAGAAGGUUCUAGUGGGGAAACGUAAACAAAGUGACAUCAAAUCGAGAAAAUCCUUUCCUUGUCAGUUGUGUGGAAAAAUCUUCACUAGUGUUGAGAAAUUGAAAGUGCAUUCGUAUUCGCACACCGGCGAAAGACCCUACAAGUGUUCACACGAAGCCUGUACCAAGGCAUUUGUGUCUAAAUAUAAGCUACUGAGGCAUAUGACCACCCAUUCACCUCAGAAGACCCACAAGUGUACUUAUUGUGAGAAAAUGUUCCAUCGUAAAGAUCAUCUAAAAAACCAUCUACGGACUCAUGAUCCAAACAAGGAAGCCUUCAAGUGUGAGGAAUGUGGGAAAAACUACAAUACAAAGCUUGGCUAUAAACGUCAUCUGGCUCUACAUGCUGCAACUAGUGGUGACCUUACCUGUAAAGUGUGCUUACAAACAUUUGAAAGCACAGGUGUGUUACUGGAGCACCUGAGGACACAUGCUGGCAAGUCAAGUGGCACAAAGGAAAAAAAACACCAGUGUGACCACUGUGACCGUUGUUUUUAUACUCGGAAAGAUGUUCGGAGACACAUGGUAGUACACACUGGAAGGAAAGACUUCCUUUGUCAGUACUGUGCCCAGAGAUUUGGUCGGAAGGACCACUUGACACGCCACAUGAAGAAAAGCCAUUCACAGGAGCUGCUGAAGGUGAAAACUGAACCACCAGAUUUUAUGGAUCUAUUUAGCUCUAAUACGUCAUUGUCCAUAAAAGAUGAGCUAACACCAGUGAUGUCUGUGGUUUCCAGUGAGCUGACAUCUAGGCCAUUUACAAAUGCUUUACAAAUGAAUAUUUACAGUGCCCAUAUUCAAACGAUGCAAACUCUAGGGUCAGCAAACCAAAUGGUAUCCACACCAUUGCCUUUAGGAAUGGGUUGCCCACUAGAAAUUGAAUCUUCAAUUCGCUCUUCUCAAGAACUCUCCUCAAAAUAUUUUCUUGGUUCUACCUCAUAUGCCAUUGCAGUGCCUGAAAAAGGACAGCCAUUAAAGAAUGAAAUAGAUAGUUACUUAAUGGAUCUACAAAGUGAUUUGCUUUCCUCCUCCCAUGACACUCAAUCAUCCCCCUCAAAACUAGGGUUGGAAUUGCCGGCAGGGUCUCUGGGGGAUGGAUAUGGGGAUAUUUUACUUUCAAAAAGCCCAGCUGUCCGUAGUGAACCUCUGAAUUCAUCAUCCUUGGACUUUUCUCAGUUGUUAAGUUUCUUGCCACUUAAUAGCACUGCAUACAAUCAACCAGUUUCUUUAGGUAAUCCUGGAAUGUGUUAUACACAGGACGAACCUCACCCAUCCCUCAUUCCUCUUGCAUCACAGAGCCAGGAUUCACAUGAAACUGGCAACAGUAUUGCUCUCCAUGCUCUUCAUCCUUUAUCCACAGUCUUCACGACUAGCUUAAGCACAACGACACUACCACGUUUUCACCAGGCUUUUCAGUAGAUGAUGCAACUUUCUUAUCGACAUCUUUUUUACAGAUAUUCUCUUAUAUAAUGCCAGUUAUCCAGAUGGAAUAUUAAUGAAUUGGACAGUAGACUCAUUAAUGGCUUCUAAUAUCUUUGUUACUGUGUGAAUAGUCACAGGAGGCAAGCAAAACUGGGAAAAGACUGAUAGCACAAGACUGUCUGUCUAUCUUUAUUCAUGAUGGGAGCAUCCCAUGUAGCAGCUAAUGGAGAAUAAAUGUGCAUUACAGGUUAGUAAGUAGAUUUAAAUCUAAUCCAGCAUUGAGAGAACCAACCUGACCAGCCUAAAGAUUUAUAGAAAGAAUAUACACUCCGUACACCCCAUCCAAUGCCAAGACUGAUGGUUCUUAUAAGUGUGACUUUGAGGCAUUGAAAAGAAUCUUUCAGGUUUAGUUAUCAGAGUGACUGCAAUAUUCUGUGUGUUUUCCUUUUUUAAAAAAAUAAGCAAACUAUUAAAUUUUAAAACCAACGUUCAUGUUGUUUUGUGCAACGAUUUUGCAAAGUUCUUCAGUAGGUCUUUUAGUGGUCCUUAAGUGAUUUUUUUUUUGUUUUGAGUACCGGCAUCAAAUACCUUUUUGAACUGGGGGCAUACCUGUGCACUGAGGACCAAGCAGUUCUUAAAAUCAGUUGCUCAAAAAAAGUUAUGGUGAAUAGGUAAAUUAAAUUUACAUGCAAACUGAAACACUUUUAAAGUCUGUAAAGCUUUAAGUGCCAUCAUAUUCAAUACAGUAUCUUUUUAAAACUCUGCCUAUGACUUUAUUGAAAAUUCAUUUACCAUGUUGUUAUACAAAUUCCUGCAUGAAUUCUGUUUUCCAAUUUAGUAAUUGCAUUCCUUUUAAAUUCUGGGUUUCAAGUGAGAAUGUAGUUUAUGCAUUGUGUAAUAGUAUUCACCUGCACCUUUGAAUAUUCAAUCUGUCAAUAUAUUUGACAAAAGCUAAUAAUGCAUAUUCAUCUAAGAUUGUAUAAAUUCACCUACAUUUGCUUAUAGGUUUGAAGGCUAAACAAGUAAGUUCUGUUAUGAAUAUUCUCCAAUUAAGUUCUAUUUUAAAACGAGGCAAGUGAAAAGAGGAGAUUUCUGAAAUCCAUGUGGAGCCUUGACAGGAAGAGAAAUCAACUAGUAGAAACUAAUGCCAAAUUUAUGUUUUUAUAGAAUCCUUUUUUCAUUUGUUACAUAAAUCACACAUUCUCCUUGCUUUCUUUUGAAUUUUAAUAACAUUUAGCCAAUGUGAAUAGUUAAAUAUUUUGGGCUUUUUUGCAGUACUUGCUGCUUUGGAAACCACUUCAUUCAUUCAUUCUUGGUCUACUCUAAAUCUUAAAAUUAUGACAUCUGUAUUAGAUUGAUUUUCUUCAGAGAUUUUGUUAAAUCUUUAUCUCCUUUUAUAUUACUAAUAUUUAACUUUCAUUUCUGUCUUAUCAUAAUGCACUUGAAUUUCAUCUUUCGUUGAUGAAAUGAAGACUCUGGAAUUGUUAUCUAUUGCUAACCCUCAAACUCAAUAUUCCUUUUAAAAAUCUCACCUAAUCUGAACUGAAAAAUUAAUUUUACAUUUUUGCACUUAUAGUUUGAAAAGAUAGACUUCAGAUAUGUAUCAGUACUUAAAAUGAUUAACAUGCCCAUCUGGAUUUAAUUUGGAUUUUCUUAAUGCCAUUCUUGCUGGUGAGUGCAUUCCGUUUUAAGAUAAUGAGUACCAAUUGUUUUCUUGAAUUAUACACAAUAAAAGCCAAAUAUGCAUUGUCAAAAAUUUUAAAAACUGGAAAAUUCAUCACAGCUGGCAUCAUUUGUAAGUGAGAAGGAGUUGGUGUUUCAGGUUAAUUAUAUAUGUUCUGAUUAACUGUCUCUACAGAUGCUGCUAGAUUUGCUGAGUAGUUCAAGCAUUGUGUUUUGAUUAUCAAUAAGUGUUGGAAUUAGGUAAGGAUUAAACAUGUUACUUUAUUAGCAGAUAUUGGUCUAACCGAUCAUGAUUUAAUCAGCUUGUUAAUCUCCAAGCUAUUUAACAAAUGAAAAGCCAUACAUUGUUUACAAAAUAUUAUAAUUAAGUAGUUAGCAAGAAGUGUUGCAGUCUAUUUUAUUGGUUUGCUGUUAGCUUUAAGUGGUACAAAAGGUUUUUGCAUUGAAAUUCAAAAAGGCUAAAAUAAUUGAAUUGAAACAAAAACUGAAAAUAUCAGAAAUCGGAGGCAAAACACCUUGGAAAUGAUGCACCCAAUUGUGACUCCAAAGUGAUCUUGAGAAACUUAAUUUCAGCCAAUAAGCUUAUGGCAUUGUGGGGAGAGAUCAAAAGUUGACACUUUUUUGGUAUAAUUUGACAGAAGCGUCAUAUAACACCUAAAAUGUUAACAUAUUUGAUCUUCCCACAAAUCCUCAGUGACCUAAUGUGUGUUAACUUUUUUUCAUCUCAUUGGCUUCUUCAGGACAUUUACUUAGUGGAAUAUUGCUUAAUGAAAAUAACCUGAAGCCUAGCUUUGACGUGUGUGUGUGUGUGUGUGUGUGUGUGUGUGUAUUUUUCACAACUGCUAACAACUGAUUGAUGCAAUAUUUCCACUUUAAUUUUGUCGCUGAAAUUAUUUAGAUGCUAAGUUCUGCCCAGUCAAUCAGAGUUACAAUGGUUGACAGUUUAGCAGUUAGUUAAUACUUGAUUGUCCUGAGAGAUCCUAAUUGUUGGUCAACUGAAAAAAAUGUUUCUUGCUGCAUGAAAUUGAUUUAAAAUUUGACACUGCUCCUGAAAUACGUGGAUUUCUCAUUACAUUACAGACUAUCAUAGUACCCAUUUACUCUGAAUAUACAAGUCCUUGCUUGCUCAUUUUAGUUGAACCCUGUCGAUGAUUUCACUAAAAUGAUGAGUAGUAAAUGAGAUGUCAUUCCACCCAAACUCUUUGCUGAAAAUACCAACUGGAGAAAUUUGCCUUCUUUUUAGCUAGUGACUAGGAGUGGUGGUGAUGAAUCUUCUGGAAGCUUAAAUUAAGACAGUAUUAGCACAUUACAAUGGGCCUUGUUAAUAUCUAUGGGACCUUUCUUGAACCUUCCUAUUUGUGAUAUAGUAAUUUUAAAAACUCUGCAUAUUUUCUAAAAUGCUUGAGUUAGAACAUUGUGCUUUGAUUCCAGUUGAAACCUGUCUUGAUGGUCAUAAGUUUUAUUUUACUUUUUGUUUGCAAUGGAGGUCAAACAUAUUCACAGGAAGUUGUCAAAUAUCUUUUGAACAAAAGAAUGUAAAAGCUUAUUACAAAAAAAACUAUUGGAACAGUCUCAUUACAAACUCUUUUUUAAAAAUCAUCCUUUUUAUUGCUGCCAGCCCAUACAGUCACUCAAACCUCAGUGAAGACUCACCCUGUCUCCAUGCUGAAGCCUCUUGUCCAGCUGGCAGGGCUGUAAUCUGUUUCCUUUCCACAAACUUAUGCACAUUCGCUAAGUGCUACUUUCAGUUAGUAUCUGGCCCUGGGAUUUUGACAACUCUGCUCACUAUUACUCAAGAUCCAUUCCCCAAACUCGUGGCCAACAGCUUGCAUGAUACUUUCCUCUCGGACACCUGCCUUCUGCUUCUGGAACUUUCCUCUCAUCAACUUGAUGAGGACUGUAGUCCUCAGUCCUGACUGCUCCAAACAGCGCCUCUGCUAUUAGGGAGCCUGUUCUGUGUGAACCUACCUCUGUCUGUUUCUCUAUGGGGGUAACUCAAAUUAUUAAAACACCUUUUUAGUAGUUAUCUCCCCAGGACACUCUUAUUGGUCAUUUACCUGAAAUCACAUGACUACUUGUGACUGUUGUUUUGAACUUGAUUUUAAAAGGAAACAAGUCAGAUCUUUAUACCAGAAAAUUAAAAUACACUUCCUUUACUUCAGAACCAUAAGUCCUCAGAUACUAAUCGUAUAUUACAAACACUUAACAAUUGUCACAAUAAAGAAAUAACUCUAAUAUUCUAGGUUUUUGGGCUUACCAAAAUAACAUUGUAAGGACAGCCAAAGAAAACAGGAAAACCUUGUUCACUCCGAUCACCUCACAUCUAAGAGAGCUGUUAUUAUAAUUAGGGGUAAAACUCAAAUUAAAUAUAUUAACAAUCCUCCUAAAGUAUCUAAAGUACAUAUGUUAGGUUUUCCCCUCACUUGUACUGAGUUGCUGGGUCUCGGAUGUCUGUGUUUCUGAUCUUAUAGUUGGUGAUUACUUUCUGUAAAAUUCAUUUGUUGGCAAACCUCCAGCAACACACUAUGCAUAUGCCUUCCAAACCAGCAAUAAUCAUAAGCCACUUUUAAUGAAGUACCCAUUCUUCAUCGUUGAGUCGCUAAUGAUUAUUCAGAGGUCCUCCUCAGUAUGAGUAGUGAAAUAAAAAGACAGGUGGGAGGAAACCUGUUAAUGUUGCAAUAUAUGGCCUGCUGACUACCUGGAGUAUCAACUGUUUAGACAUACAGUAUUUUAAAGUAAUAAAUUCUACUUUUUGUUAGGUUUGGCAAGAAAACUGUCAUGUCUAUAAUGUGAUUUAAAGUUAAUAAAGAAAUUUUAUCCCUACACUUAACAGUAUAUAAAAACAGCACUGUACAAAUGUUGAUGUUAUGAAAAGGCCAUUUGACCCAUUAAGAAUUAAGAUUAUUACUUAACAGAUUCACUCUAUUGUAGGUGUCUAUAUUUUGAAUAACUGAUAUAUUCUUAGCUGUUAUCUUGAUGGAUUAAGAUUUUAAUCACCACAACAUCUCUCGACUUCAGACCUGUAGCUGGAGAGGAAUUUGUGGUGGUGAUGAACCUUGUAGAAAUUAAAUUUACUUUUUGUCCAAUAUGUAACACACAAUGGUUCAUGUGUAUCUAAAAAUACGUUUUCAAUAAGUUCUUAGUCAUCCAUGUAGCUGUGCUAGAUAAUUGAAUAGUUUAGAUAUGAAUUUGUGUUCAACUCAGAUAGUAACUCAUUAGAAUAAUGACUAUCCUGCAAAUAAGUCCUUUCAGUUGUAGAUAACAAAAAAAAACAAUAAACAGGAGACUUGCUAGUCAUGGUAGUAAGAAAUGGAAUCAGUAUUUCUGAAAUGAAUAAAAUAACACUGGCAUUUAUUUAA